ACGGGGGCCGAGCCCGGAAGUUCCGGGCCGAGUUCCUGGUUGCCAACGAGUCUCAUCAAGUGCGGCUGGAAACGGGGGACAUGGCGGCGUCUGGCCCGGCGCUAUGCCUCUUCGACGUGGACGGGACCCUGACCGCCCCGCGACAGAAAAUCACCAAGGAAAUGGACGGCUUUCUCCAAAACCUGAGACGGAAGAUCAAGAUUGGAGUGGUGGGCGGGUCCGACUUUGUGAAAGUGCAGGAGCAGCUGGGAAGUGACGUGGUUGAAAAAUAUGAUUAUGUGUUUCCAGAAAAUGGCCUGGUAGCAUACAAAGAUGGGAAACUCUUGUGUAAACAGAACAUUCAGGGUCACCUGGGGGAGGCCCUGAUCCAAGAUUUAAUCAACUACUGCCUGAGCUACAUCGCGAAAAUUAAGCUCCCGCGAAAGAGAGGCACUUUCAUUGAGUUCCGAAAUGGGAUGUUAAACGUGUCCCCCAUUGGAAGAAGCUGCAGCCAAGAAGAACGCAUGGAGUUUCACGAACUCGAUAAGAAAGAAAACAUAAGACAGAAGUUCGUAGCAGAUCUGCGGAAGGAGUUUGCAGGAAAAGGCAUCACGUUCUCUAUAGGAGGCCAGAUCAGCAUUGACGUCUUUCCUGAUGGAUGGGACAAGAGGUACUGCCUGGGACAUGUGGAAAAAGACGGCUAUAAGACCAUCUAUUUCUUCGGAGACAAAACCAUGCCGGGCGGGAACGACCACGAGAUCUUCACUGACCCGAGGACCAUGGGCUACACGGUGACAGCGCCCGAGGACACCCGCAGGAUCUGUGAAGAGCUGUUCUCCUAGCGCCCCUCCUCCGAGAGGGCAGGGGUCCUGCCAACAGGCCUCCCUCACAUGCCAGGCUCCCCACACGGUCCGGCCUCGGGUACCCCCGGCCCUGGCGUUGCCGGAAGGAGCCAGACUUGUCACGAACGGCCUGAAGGAACACCUCCAACCAGAUUUCGCCCCCAACCCCGAGACUCAGACCCUCCAUCCAUGCGAUCAUGGUACUUACGGUUUUCUGGGGACACUUCCCCAUCAUCCUAGGAUGAUACAAAGAACGAAUGUGCCCGGCCCCUCCCUCUCGAUGGUCUUGUGCAAAACGUACCAGGCGUUAAUGUCUGGACCCCCGGUGUCAGUACCGCAAGGGGGAUUUGGUGGUGGGAAAGGACAGGAUGUUUACAGCCGUCCCACCCCGGGACUGAAGUUGAAAAUCACCUCCCGGAAGUAAAGCUCCUGCCUGAG
This is a messenger RNA of Panthera uncia (snow leopard), 1259 nucleotides long. RefSeq names its product phosphomannomutase 2 (gene PMM2). The transcript has 8 exons. NCBI's taxonomy places the organism in Eukaryota, Metazoa, Chordata, Mammalia, Carnivora, Felidae. Gene Ontology annotation, cellular component: cytosol. The record is from RefSeq and is a predicted model, not a curated record. Gene Ontology annotation, biological process: GDP-mannose biosynthetic process; mannose metabolic process; protein N-linked glycosylation. The coding region runs from base 81 to 821 and encodes 246 amino acids. Gene Ontology annotation, molecular function: phosphomannomutase activity.